UGUGUGUCUGCGUGUGUGCGUGUGUGUUGCACGCACGCUCCCUGCGGGGGUGAUUUAUGGCGACUUGGGGUGUCUGUGUGUGUGUUUGUGUGUGUGUGUUUUCGUGUCUGCGUGUGUGUGUUGCAUGCACGCUCCUGGAGGGGGUGAUUUAAGGCGCCUUGGGGUGUCUGUGUGUGUGUCUGCGUGUGUGCGUGUGUGUGUGUGUGUUGCACGCACGCUCGCUCCCGGCGGGGAUGGUUUAAGGCGACUUGUGGUGUCUGUGUUUGUGUGUGUGUGUGUGUGUGUGUGCUGCACGCACGCUCCCGGCGCGGGUGAUUGAAGGCGACUUGGGGGUGUGUGUUUGUUUGUGUGUGCGCGUGUGUGUGUUGCACAGACGCUCCCGCCGCGGGUGAUUUAAGGUGACUUGUGUGUGUGCGAGUGUGUGCGCCCGUGUGCCCCGCUCCCCGCGCUCACAAAAGCGCCACUGUCAGCCGUGCCCGCCGCCAGCAGGGAAGGGCACCUCCCGGGAAUGGGCGGGAGGCUGGAAUGUCAGCCAGCCCCCCACCCCCCGAUGUGGGAACGCGCGGACCAGUCCCAGGAAACCCAUUUCCUUCGGGGCCCAGGCUCCCGGCUGCAUCUAUGUCACAAACCAGUGGUUCCUCCCCGCUGUGAGAGGAGACAUCCCUCCUGGCUGUGCAGCCCAUGGAUUUGUCUGUGAUGGCACCAGAAUACUGGUUUUUGGGGGAAUGGUUGAGUAUGGACGCUACAGCAACGAGCUGUAUGAGUUACAGGCAAGUCGCUGGUUAUGGAAAAAAGUGAAACCCCAACCUCCUCCUUCUGGCUUACCUCCUUGUCCUCGGCUCGGACAUAGCUUCUCUUUAUAUGGUAACAAAUGUUUUUUGUUUGGUGGACUCGCAAAUGAAAGUGAAGACUCAAACAACAACGUUCCCAGAUAUCUGAAUGAUUUCUACGAGCUGGAGCUACAGCACGGUUCUGGUGUGGUGGGUUGGAAUAUUCCGGUGACGAAAGGGGUCGUGCCUUCUCCCAGAGAGUCCCACACAGCUGUUAUAUAUUGCAAGAAAGACUCUGGAAGCCCAAAGAUGUACGUUUUUGGUGGAAUGUGCGGUGCUCGCCUGGAUGACCUGUGGCAGCUUGACAUAGAAACGAUGUCCUGGUCAAAACCAGAAACAAAAGGGACGGUGCCACUUCCGCGAAGCCUCCACACUGCCAGCGUUAUAGGAAACAAGAUGUACAUUUUUGGUGGCUGGGUUCCACAUAAAGGGGAAAAUAAUGAGACUGCACCCCAUGAUUGUGAAUGGAGAUGUACCAGUUCAUUUUCUUACCUAAAUCUGGAUACGGCAGAGUGGACCACCCUUGUGUCAGAUUCUCAGGAGGAUAAAAAAAAUUCACGGCCUCGACCCCGAGCCGGACACUGUGCGGUUGCAGUUGGCACCCGGUUAUACUUCUGGAGCGGAAGAGACGGCUACAAAAAGGCCUUAAACAGUCAAGUUUGCUGCAAGGACCUUUGGUAUCUUGAUACUGAGAAACCACCAGCACCUUCCCAGGUCCAGCUGAUCAAAGCCACGACCAACUCCUUCCACGUGAAGUGGGACGAGGUGCCGACUGUGGAGGGCUACCUUUUGCAGCUGAACACGGACUCGCCAUACCAGGCUGCGCCGCCAGACGCCUCAGCAGCCCCGAAUAUGCAAGGAGUCCGGAUGGACCCUCACAGACCAGGCAGUAACAGCGCCGUUCCCAACAAUAUCAGUGACACAAUGAACAGUGCAAAAAUUGAACAUACAGCUAUGAAAGGAGCGUCAGUGAGAAACAAACCAGAUCUCAAAGCAGCAGCUGAUUCAAAUGCCAUUUUACAUUCAUCUUUGGCAACUAAUUCUUCUAAUCAUAAUAGUGUGGUGGAUAUACUAAGGAAAAAUGAAGGUCCUCACACUUCCGCAAAUCUAGGUGUUCUAAGUAGUUGCCUGGAUUUACGAACAGUAAUCCCCGAAAGCUCCGCGUCCGGUACUGUUCCCAGCGCGCACACUAUGGUAACCCAGCAGACCAUUAAAACUGAAUCAUCCAGUACAAACGGGGCGGUUGUUAAAGAUGAAACUUCACUCACAACAUUCAGUACCAAAUCUGAAGGUGAUGAAACGUCACUGCCAGCAAGUAAGAUCAGCCGCGUGGAAGGUCCCGCUGCAGCCCUGCCCUUCGCCAAAGAGAUUCCUCCAAGCCCAGCGACCACGGUGAAGCCAGGAGAGCGGCAGUGGUGCGACGUAGGCAUUUUUAAGAACAACACAGCUUUGGUGAGCCAGUUCUAUUUGCUGCCCAAAGGGAAACAAAGCAUCUCAAAGACGGGGAACGGAGACGUCCCCGACUACAGUUUACUCAAGAAACAAGACCUGGUUCCCGGCACGGGCUACAAGUUCCGGGUGGCCGCCAUCAAUGGCUGUGGGAUCGGCCCUUUCAGCAAGGUCAGCGAGUUUAAGACCUGCAUUCCGGGCUUCCCUGGAGCUCCGUCCGCAGUCAGAAUCUCCAAGAAUGUUGAGGGCAUUCAUCUUUCCUGGGAGCCUCCCACUUCACCUUCUGGAAAUAUCUUGGAAUACUCGGCCUACUUGGCUAUCCGCACAGCACAAAUACAAGAUAAUCCAAGCCAGCUUGUGUUCAUGAGGAUUUACUGCGGCCUUAAGACAGCCUGUGUAGUGACCGCAGGGCAGCUCGCCAACGCACACAUCGACUAUACGUCCCGGCCUGCCAUCGUGUUCAGGAUAUCGGCCAAGAAUGAAAAGGGGUACGGACCAGCCACGCAAGUUAGAUGGCUUCAAGGUAACAAUAAGAAAGCACCUUUGAAUUGAUUGGGUUGUUGUUGUUGUUUUUUACUGACGCUAUUGUGAUGAUGAUUAUUUAUUAGUAACUGGUUAUGAAGAUUUGUCAUUUUGAGAGUACUCUCUGUAUUUCUAGCACUUAUGAAUUUGAGUUUGUAACUUGUUCUUAAAAUGUAUUUGCUCAAUUUCUAGAUCCAAAUAAAGAUAGAAAAGAAGCAAAGACUCUCUGAAAAUCAGUAUAUGGAUUCUUCCUUACAGUUAUAGGUCUUUUACAAAAGGAAAUAGUAAAGUUAGGAUAAAAGCUAGGAGGCUUUUUUAUUGGCCAAGUCCCGAUAACUUAGUUACCCUCGAGUUACUGAGAUGGUUCUAGUAACUGGCUGUGGCUCGCUGUGCUGUCUUCCCGAGUAAAUGUUCACUGUAAAUGCUCAUCUACAAGUGCCCCUGGAUUUUGUGCUGUGAGCCCCGACCCUCCCGCCCUCUCUCUUCCUGUGUGUAUUUGCGAGACUGAGUCCAGUCCUCAGUUCCCUUCCUGUUUCUCUACGUGUAGCACAGAGCGAAGACGUUUUAAAAACAAACACGCAAGUUCACAAACUUUGCGUUUGCGUUUUUAUUAUUUUCCAGGAAUCAUAUUUGGUAAAGUACAAAACCAAUAAUGGGCUUUCUUGAUUCUUACCAGGCUGACGUAUUGGAAUCUAUUUUUAGCCAAAGCACUUAAACUUUAUCUGGCCCCGUUGUCCUUGUAAAUAGACGAGGGAGUUAAAAGGAUUUAUCUCGGAGGUCUCCCUCAGCACUCAAAUUUUGUAUUUUCAUCAGAAGCGAAGUGAGUCCUUGAACAUUUUAACACCUGCCCUCAUGGCUCUGACUUCCUCUCGGUGAAUUAAAAUGUCAUCAUUUAAAAUUCAGAAUCGAAGCAUCAUGUCCUCCGGCGGCAGAAAGAAUGGCAGAAGCCCCUGCGGAGGACACAAAUUUUGAAAUAGUGUUUUGAACAUUUGUAAGAUUUUUGUAAAUGCUCUAAAUGUUUUAUUUUUGCAUUGUUUUUACCUCGAAAUUGUAUAAACUUUUUUACAACGGAACUAUAGCAUUAGACAGCGUGCUCAGGUUCAUCACAGCCUCAAGGAGGCAGAUGGGCAUCCUGUACACUCUGCUACGGGCAACGUGUUUUAAACCGAUGGGGGCGUGCCUGGUUCCACUGCCUGCUCAGUCCGGAGUAACAGACAAGCAAUAAUCGCAGUAGCUGCAGGGUGACAAGCCUGUCUUUUUGAUACCGUGUAAUCCUUUUGCCCACCAAGGUUGACUGAGACGCUGUGUCCUCAAACUUCAUGUACAAAACCCCUAGCAAAGAUGAAUUUAAUUGUGCAGAAUGGAUAUAUAUGUUCCAGUUACUAAUUUAAAGUGUAUAGAAUAUUUUAAUAUAUAAUUUUGUAAAGAACUGGGAUUUUUAUACUACAGUAUUUGUAAUUAAUGUGUCUCACUAAGUUUCUCUUGAAGAAAAUAUGCAAACUGUUGGACACGGAAUGAGUGGUUUCCGAACUCUAAAGGCAAAAUAAAUGCACUACUCUGGAGUUGUUAGAAUCCCUUCUUUGUGCUGUGUGGAUCCUUCCUCCCUCAAUGUCCUUUGCAGACCGUGUUUACAAGGAGCUUCCCCGGUUAGUUAGCCCGGCGCCCCCUCGGUGAGAGCUCUGUUGUGCGUGGGUUUAGCUCCUGUGCUCUGCUUUUAGCAUAUGCUUGCUUUUUUGCACUAGUAGGAUUUUAACUUACCUCAUUAUUAUGUUUGUAAUCAUUUGUAUAGCUUCCAUAAUAUGUCUGACAUAGGCUAAACAAGUACUUAACCAAAGUUAAAGUGAAAAUAAAUGGUAAGCAGUUUUGCACGUAUGAAAACGCUAGGGUUUGUUGUGUAUUAUGUGUGCAUUUAGUUAUAAACAAAAAUAAGAAUGAGAUGUUCUAGUUAAGUAUGUGUUUUAAGAACGAUCAUUGUCAUGAUCUAAUUGCUUUCAUUCGAGUAAUCUGACUUUUCACUUCUUACUGUUGACAUUAACCGUUUGCAUCCUGAAGCACCUCUCUUAAUGACAAGGAGUCUGUUGAGCUUCAGCAAGAUCUACAGUACUGGUCUGUGUGCAUUUGCACCUGUGCGGUGCCAGGUUCCGUUUACUCAAACGCCUCUGCUACUCUGGCGACCCGGAAAGCAGCCACCGGUGACGCUGACAUUCUCUAGAGAGAAGGGUGGUUCAUUUCUGUAUCAAGGGACUUGUUAAAAUAGCAACAGAUUUUACUUUGAGAAUUAACCCUACUGCUGUUUUUUUUUUUCUUUUUUGCAUCUGUCCUUUAAGCGUAGCUUUGUUCAGUUCUCUGAUACGAGAUUGGCAUUUGAAAGAUGCACUGAAAACUCUUUGAGCUGUGUGUGCUCAUGGAUCGGAUGGGCAAGAGUCAGUGGCAAGAGAAGGGCAUUCAGCCUUUCUCAAGCAAGGAGCUCUUUCCUUACUAGCGGCUCCACGGCGUGCGGACUCUUUCCCCGGGAAUUCAGUUCCUUUCUUGAGGCCUGUCCGUGACAAGGCAUCUCAGAUGUGCAGGCCACAGCUCUCUUACUGGGUCCUGCAACUUGGCUUCAUUUAUGGAACAAGAAGAGCUUAGUGUCGCAUGCUCUCGGGAUUAUGUUUUCUAAAAUACCACGCUGGCUUUAUUUCAGUUUAGCAACCUGCUAGGACAAAGUAACUAGAACUUGGGUUGUUAGAAACCCACUUUGACCUGAAAACGAUGUUCAGUGACCUAAAAAUGAUCUAAAUUCCCGUAAGAGACCCCACCCUGAGCCAGAUUACAUAAAUGGACUCACCUGAAGGGAGGUAAAGCUGUUGAGCCGCUAUUUCAAAGGCUUGUAGAUUAGCAAAGGUGUGUUCUCGCUGGACAAUCGGCCGAGUGCAGUGGCGCACUUGUACCACGAAAAUCACUCGCACAGAGGACAUGAGGAGAUCACAGUAUUCCAGAUCGGAGCUGUCUGGCCGCAGGCGAAGGGCCUCGGUAGGCUUGGCUUUUCCUCUGAAGCAUCACACACAUUAUUAGUUUUGGGGGCUGGAGUGAUAGCACAGCAGGUAGGGCGUUUGCCUUGCACGCAGCCGACCCGGGUCAAAUCCCAGCAUCCCAUAUGGUCCUCUGAGCACCGCCAGGGGUGAUUUCUGAGUGCAGAGCCAGGAGUAACCCCUGUGCAUCUCCAGGUGUGACCCCCCCCAAAAAAAUAAAAAAACAGUAGUUUUUGGUAAGACUGAUUUUAGGCAGUUUGAUGUGUUCUGUGCCAAUGCUAUGUAAAAUAAAGCACCUUUCUGCCGGGGACUGUUCUAGGUGUUCUUUAUUUUGAAUUUCACGAAAGGACUCAGCGAUGGCAGAGUAAAUCUGUGGACGUGCCGACGUACUCGAGGCACUUGCAGAGUCGGGGUGGGGGGGCGGGGGUGGUCUCAUCAAGAAGGCGUCUAGUGCGGCUUGGAAGCCCGUGGGCUGAGUCUGCCAGGCCCAUCCUAGGGAAGCGGGGCGCUGACUGCUGGGAAGGAAAAGGCAAAGGCUCCCCGAAGUGGUCUAAACGUGACUCUGCUCUUCUGUCUUUCGUUCAUCUCUUCACCCUGCAGCGGCAUCAGCUUCCGCCCAGCUCAGGGGGAUGCGGCCCUGAGCCCAGCCAGGCCCCAGUCCCUGCCUUGCUCUUCGCUUUGCCCCCUGAAGCUGGUCAGCACCUGUGAGACUGCGUCUCCGAGGGUCCUCUCUGUGCCCCCCCUUUCCCAGCCCACCCCUUUCUGGAUGGGGGUCCCAGGUUGUUAGCUUCCUGUCACCUAUUUUGACCCUUUGCCGAGCUCUUGCCCCUUCUUCCUGUGCCCCUGGGCCCUGAGGUGACUCUUCCAUCACAGCACCCUACAAACUCUGCUUCUCUCUUCUCGCCUCCCUCCCUCUGCCGUGUUGGCACCUGGAGGUGGUGUCUGCCUCUCCUCCCGAUGGCAGAAUAGCCAGCCUUGGACCCUUGUCUCUCUCCUCCCAGUCCCCCUUCCCUACACCAGGAAGCCAGAGGGAGGGAUGCUUUAAAAGUGGCGGGAACUUGAGCAGAUUUUGCCUGCCUGCUGAAGAAAUAGAGGUUCCGGCUGUGGCUCACCUUAUUCUGCCAUUGAGUGGGGCCGAAAGAGAUCCCAUCUAACUGCGAUGGAAUUCAGGAGGGGCUCUGCUCCAGAAAGAUCAUUGGGGGCGGGGGUGGGGUGGGGGUCAGCGGGCACAGUUGGCUUCUGCUGCUUAACACGGGGAGGCCAGGAAGCCACCUCGAGUUAGUCCCGGGGAAGGCCAGGAGCAAGGAGCCUGCCUACUUGAGGCCAGGGCGCUAGCCUCGGAACCGCAGUGCGGCGUGUCCCAGGCAGGACCCUGUCGUCCACGGCAGGAUCAGGGGGAAGGUCACACCUUCCAGGUUCCCCAGAUCGUGUUCCCCAUAGUGGGACAUGUAAGAACUGCAGGUGUGACCGUUCCUGGGAAAACAGAAACUCCAGCCUUCUUGGAGGAAGCCAGUUCUGGAAACUGAAAUGAAGAAAGAAAAGGCCGUAAUGAUCAAAGUCUCCUUGUUCCCAGUGGAGUUUUACUCCUCCUUCUUGGUGGCUUCUUUCUGGUCCUCUGAAGGACUCCGGCCCGGAAGAUGUGCGCUGGUGGCACUUGUUCCUCUCAGUGGGGGGUCUAGAGCCCGGCUGAGGUGCUUCUGUUUAUUGAUGGGCAGAUAGAUCAAGUCAGCAAGAGUGGCCCUUAGAGUCUUCUGCCUCUCACUUGGUCACCACCAUACCCCAAGUUCCAGUCUUUGGAACCCGGGUUCUGCUCCCUUUGGCAUUGGAGGCAGAGAAGAGUAGGAGAUCCCAGAGCCGAGCUUGUCCAGGCAGUGGAAUUCCUGUCUCCUGAUGGGAUUUGCCAGCUGCUGAGGGUCUUCACAGCAGGCUCGGAGAUGUGAGAGCAUCCCCAGAGACCCCCUGAAGGUAGAUGUGCAGACGGGAGGACAUCACGGCACAGCCUAGCUGUAGCAGAGAAGGAAACGGUUCCCCACCUUCUUGGACCCCUUCCCUGGUCUCCUGCCCCCUCCCCCCCAGGGACAAGCAGUUAAAGGGACGCAUCAUUCCUCAGCCCGUUAGUUGAGGCAGGCACAGGGAGAUGGGCGUGUGUCUGAGUAUGUCCAGGUUAGGAAGGAAAGGUGGCAGAUGAUCUUGGGCUUUUGCGCGGAGAGUCUGUCUGUCCAUGUGGAACCCGUGGGCCAGCAAAUAUCUGGCUCUGACCAAGCCGCUGCUCCAGUCGGGGUGAUGGUGAAGAAGCCCACUUAAGAACUUGAGGACUUCUGACCGUGUCUUACUGGAGAGGGACAAGGGAGCAGGUAUAACAGUGCCAUCUGAUGGAAUGAAGGCGCGAAGGCCAGCUCGCAGUUUGUCUUGGCAAAUCUUUGGCUGCUAGUUGCAGUCCGGCGCCACCUGCUGGCAGGGACUAUCCAUUGCAGUUUAAUCUGGAUAAGAGUUGGAAGUUUGUCACUUGCUUGGAAUUUAUUUCUCUCUUAAUAGCUCCUGCAAAACCUCUAACUCUCUGGCAAGUUCACUCCUCUGUUUUAAGUGCAGAUAGAGAGAUGGGAUCUGGGAAUAGUUCUUUUGUUUCCGAAUUCCCUGGGAAUUGGUUGUUGGCCACUUUUCUGUCAGCUCUAAAGCACCUUUUGCACCCACUCCCUAACCCAAGAUACUAACUUUUGUGUGCCCUGUUUGAGUCUAGGGAUUGAUUAGACAGAUGUUUCAAGAUGUUCUUCUUUCUUCAAGUCUUCUAAGUUGUAUGCCAAAACUUAUAGUUUAUUCCCUGACGUAGGAAAGAGUAGUUUGAACCUUAACCGUGCCUGCAGUGAGCCUGGCAACAACAUCAUUGCGAAAUUGUUUUGACGAUUGUGUGACCGGCCCAGCCGCUCUGGGGAAAGCAGUCAGUGUCCACCUUGCGGUCUCUGUGCUUCUUGGAUUUAGCACAUACAUGCAUUCCUAGGCAAGCUUGCCAAAGGAAAUUUGUACUUUCAAAGGUCAACAGAACUCAGUAAAAAGGUCUGGGUGUCGGCAGCUUUGGGGGUUUUCUAUCACCUGUAGUUUCACUUCCUGCUUUCUACAAAGUAACUUGUACCCAUUUGAACAUAGUAGCCAGUAACCUGGAAGAUUCCCAGCCAGCUUGUCAGAGCAGAGUAGGAUCUUGUGGGAUCCUGAUCCUCUUUGGGAACCUUGUUAAUUGAAAUAAGGAAUCGCCCAGAUCCCUCCCCUCCUCCCCGCCAUAUUCUCUGGAGCUUCAUCUCCAGCUGUUAGCACAGUUGGCUGAUGUGCAGCACACAGGAGUGGUCGAAAUACUGGGACAUGUUUCCUUCCUGAUGAUGAAGUAAGGCAUCACAGACCUUGUAACCUAUUUUCUAUAAAAGGCAGCAGUUUCUGUUUUCUGUUGCAGCACCAGGGAUGAAGCCCAGGCCUCAACCCUGCACAAUCAGUGCACACUUGCUGAACUCUGUCCUGGCCCUCUUGUUCUUGGGGAAUAGAUAAAGUGAUCAUGCAUAAACUUCAGAAUUAACUCGUUCUCAGAUGCCUAGAACCCUGCCACCCUCUUUGCCCCCUCCAUACGCACCUUUCUUGAGGCAAACUUGACUCUUGAAUUUUGUUAAUUCUCGUUUUUCAAAUUGACCAUCUGUGUUCGUACUCCUGACAAGAGGUGUUUAGACUAAGCCAGUUUUGAACUUUGAUGUAAAUGGAACCAGAACUUCGAUGUAAAUGAAAUCAGAUUUAUCCUCAUGUGACUUUUCCUGACUUUGCUGUUGAAAUUCCCAUCCACGUUUAUGCAUGUAGCUGUUUUCCCUUUUCAUGGCUUUGUUUGUGUUCAUGACUAUAUAGUAUUCCGCUGGUUGCCAUACCAUAGUUUUCAUACCUGUUCUGUUGCUUUUGGUUAUUGUUGCAAAGGAUGUGGCACCUAACAUUUUGCCAGUGAUAAUAUAAGUUCUGUGUGGGCAAGGACUGUGUUAUUCAGAUAUUUGACCUCCUCGAACAAUGCCAUAUGAGAUGAAGAUACUCAAUAAAUAUUUGAGGAAUGAAUAAAUCCUCAUACCCACUUCUGGUUGACAUGUGCAAGAAUUGCCUAAGAUAGUUGUUUUCAGCAGAACACGCAUAAGCCCCUGGCAGGGCAUCUGUGAAGAAAGGGUCAUUUUCAUUAAAAUGCCAAGUCGUCAUCAGCUGUGCUCCCGUUUUUCACAGGGUUAAGUAUUUUUCCAGAUAAAAUGACAAACCCACUCUGCUGUGCAUGUGUCCAUAUUUUAGUUUUGAAGCUCUCUCUUCAAGUAUAGUAAAUACUGGUCAGUGUCGGUCUUGAACAGCAUUUCUUUGAGGUGCCCUCCCACACUCUCAAGGCCAUCCAAGGGAUUGUAAGAUCAAAAAUCUGAGAAUCGCAGCUCUAAGAAGUAGGCUUCGCUUGGUUUUGCUGAACUGUUUUUAAAUAUUUGUACCAACGCAUUCACCCACUGGCAUUGGUAAGUGUCAUUGUUCUAAAUCAGCAAAUGUCGCAUCUUGACAAGUUUUAUAUUUCCCAACUGACUGACUUGUAUAUGGUAUCCUAGUGUGAAUUUAAUUUACAUUUUCUUGUUUACUAAUAAAAAUGAGUGUUUUUUUUUUCAUAUAUACACUAGUGUUUUCUCUUCUGUGAAAUACCUAUAUUCACGUCUCUUGCCCGGGUUUCUGUUAGGAAUGUGUGUGUAUGUGUGUGUGUUACUGAUGCUUUAUAUAUUGUGGAGCCCGAUCCUUUGUGGGUUAAACAUGUUGCAUAUAUCUUCUCCCAGUUUGUGUAUUAUGUUUUGUAAUUGUAUUGGACCUGUUGGUCAACUUGGAGAAAAUUGGUAUCUCUCAACAAUGAGUCUUCCUAGCCAAAUACAAUAUGUAUAUGUUCAUUUAUUUGGUCUUCCUUUAAUAUCUCAAUAAACUUUAAUAAUUUUUCUCUGUAA
Sorex araneus (European shrew) is the source of this 10785-nucleotide messenger RNA. It is a transcript of the gene HCFC2, whose product is annotated as host cell factor C2. NCBI's taxonomy places the organism in Eukaryota, Metazoa, Chordata, Mammalia, Eulipotyphla, Soricidae. The transcript has 15 exons. Gene Ontology annotation, biological process: regulation of DNA-templated transcription; chromatin remodeling. Bases 726 to 2831 code for a protein of 701 amino acids. Gene Ontology annotation, cellular component: histone methyltransferase complex. The record is from RefSeq and is a predicted model, not a curated record. Gene Ontology annotation, molecular function: transcription coactivator activity; protein binding.